AUGUCCGUUGCAAACAUCAUAAAAGAAUUCUUCUCCUUGAGUGCCCUAGAUUCAAGACUUGAUCCGUCAAAGAGCCAUGAUAAGAAACAACAAGCCAUCAGAAAGGAAGCGAAACCUUCAAAAUGGGGUACUUUAGAGUUCAAGUUUUACUACGUCGUAUUUAUAAUAGCUGUACCAUUGAUGUUCAAAGCAGCAAUGGAUGCUUCUAAUGAGACCAAUCCAAACUACCCGCGAUAUGAACGGUUGUUGAGCAAAGGAUGGAUACUAGGUAGAAAAGUUGAUAAUUCAGAUCAACAGUAUCGAUUCUUUCGAGACAACUUACUACUCCUAAGCUUGCUAGGAGCUAUACACCUAACGUUGAGAAAGGUUUUAACCCCGAUAUUGUCUAUUCGGAAAAGGACCUAUUUCGAUUUAGUUUUUGGAAUCGUUUUCUUAGUUGGUGCUCAUGGAGUCAAUGUGAUCAAGAUAUCCACUCACUUGACAAUUAAUUACGCCAUUGGAAAGUAUAUCAGAAAUAGAAAGGUCGCUAUUUGGACAACUUGGAUAUAUGGAGUAUCAACCUUGUUUUUGAAUGAUUGGUACGGAAUGCACAAGUAUGGUAUCCCCCUUUUAGAUCUGAGUUUCAAAGGUAUUAUUGCUCGUUGGAACGUCUUUUACAAUUUCACCUUACUUCGAAUGAUAUCUUAUAAUCUUGACUAUAUCGAAAGGGAAUAUGCUUUGAGUAAACCUAACGCUAAGGGUGCGUCACUCGUUGAUCUCAAUGAUCGUGAACGAUUAUCCGCCCCCCUACCUUUAGAAGAAUAUAAUGUGUUCAACUACAUUGCAUACAUAUUAUACACUCCACUAUUCAUAGCCGGACCUAUCUUAACCUUCAAUGACUACAUAUAUCAAUCGAAUUACCAACAGGCUUCUUCGGUGAAGGACAAAAAAAGAAUAUUCAUCUACUUCCUUCGUUUUGUCUUUUGUUUGUUGGUUAUGGAAUUCAUUUUACAUUUUAUGUAUGUGGUUGCAGUAUCAAAAACGAAAGCGUGGGAUGGUGACACCCCAUUUCAAAUUUCUAUGUUGGGACUUUUCAACCUCAACAUAAUUUGGUUAAAACUUUUAAUACCUUGGAGAUUAUUUAGACUCUGGAGUUUAUUGGACGGUAUUGACCCUCCUGAAAACAUGAUUCGAUGCAUGGAUAACAAUUUCUCUGCCCUUGCAUUUUGGAGAGCAUGGCAUAGGUCGUUCAACAGAUGGGUCAUCAGAUAUAUAUACGUUCCCAUGGGAGGGGGUGGAAGUUACCGUCUCUUGAACAGUUUGUUGGUAUUUAGUUUUAUUGCAAUUUGGCAUGACAUUGAAUUGAGACUACUCAUGUGGAGUUGGUUGAUUGUUUUGUUUUUGAUUCCCGAGCUUACUGCUAGUAUGUUUUUCAAGAAGUACUAUCAACAGUGGUGGUACAGAUAUUUAUGUGGAUUGGGCGCCGUGUUGAACAUAUGGAUGAUGAUGAUUGCAAAUCUCGUUGGGUUCUGUCUCGGAAAGGACGGAACAAUGCAGUUGAUUCAUGAAAUUUUUAAAUCAGUGCUGGGCAUAUCAUUUUUUAUAGUGUCAUCGUUUACAUUAUUUGUUGGCUCUCAAGUCAUGUUUGAACUAAGAGAAGGCGAGAGAAGAGAAGGAAUUGAUGUGAGAUGUUAG
Molecule: messenger RNA, 1674 nt
Organism: Lodderomyces orthopsilosis Co 90-125
Lineage: Eukaryota; Fungi; Ascomycota; Pichiomycetes; Serinales; Debaryomycetaceae
Gene: GUP1
Product: O-acyltransferase
Exons: 1
Coding region: 1-1674 (557 amino acids)
Biological process (GO): GPI anchor biosynthetic process
Cellular component (GO): endoplasmic reticulum
Source: RefSeq, a predicted model, not a curated record